UGCACUCCUUGUUUGAUACAUGACAUCAGUGGCUUUCUUUAGGGAGAGAAACACUGGAAGCACUUCAGAGAAGAGAUACUACCAUGUAAAGCAAAGGGGUGCUCACUCUCCUAUAUGUUUGUUUCCUUCCUCCAUUUUCCACCAAACCACCACUCCAGUAGCAUAACCAAAGCAGCUCAGCUUGCUACUAGUGCUCACUACGCUAUGGCUUCUCUGCUCUUUAGGGACAUGAAGGGCCUUUCGUGCUCGUCUCCGGCGUCCACCGCGAUAUGCCCGACCUUGGAGCGUCAGCCGAUGGUCCGGUCGCACAAGAGUACCAUUGCUAGUGCCAGCCCGCUGUCUCAGGCUCCUACCGAGCCCAGAACACACAGACAUGAUGGCAAGAAAGGCCAGCAGCACAAGGCUGUCGCAAACUGCGGUGGCCUCGUCAGCCCGGCCGGCUCGUCCAGGUACCUGCUGAGCGGCCGCGCCACCGCCGUAGCCAAGGAAAUCCAGGAGGUGGAGUCUGCCCCGGCCGUUGAUGCUAGGACGGAAGAAGCAUCUGAUGCGAAGAGCACACAGGCGCAGGAGCAGGUAGUUGUGCUGAAGGUAUCCCUGCACUGCAAAGCAUGCGCUGGGAAAGUGAAGAAGCACCUCUCCAAGAUGGAAGGUGUGACAUCGUUCGACAUCGACUUCGCGGCCAAGAAAGUGACGGUGGUCGGCGACGUGACACCUCUGGGCGUGCUCAACAGCGUGUCCAAGGUGAAGAACGCCCAGCUCUGGGCGGCGCCGCCGGCGACAGCCGCCUGAAGGGGGAAAAGAGAACGGAAACCUGAAACCAAAGCUAGCUUAGCUUAGGAUCCGUUCGCCGUGACUGGUGAGGAGGCUAGGGAGUACGGAGCUGGAGCUGUGCACGCAGCCACGCACGCACGGCACGCGUGUGGGCCACUGGCCACAGAUGGCCAAGGACAGCGAGCUGGGCCAGUGCGGCUGUGAUGGUGUCUCCUCGACCAGCAUGCGUCCAUGUCCUGACCCUUGCUUUGGUUCUUCCUGUGGUCGUCUUGUGAUCUUCUCUUGUUUGCUGUGGUUGGCGCCAUGCGAGGUACAUGCAGUCUUUGCGCUUCUUUCGCUGUACGAGUGGGUGGCACUGCAUUUUCCUCUUGCUGUAAUAUAAGCUUGACUGCGUUGCUGUUCUGGACUUUAUGGAAAAGUGAAUUGACAUGAAAAGUUGGUG
Molecule: messenger RNA, 1213 nt
Organism: Phragmites australis (common reed)
Lineage: Eukaryota; Viridiplantae; Streptophyta; Magnoliopsida; Poales; Poaceae
Product: protein SODIUM POTASSIUM ROOT DEFECTIVE 2-like
Exons: 3
Coding region: 115-789 (224 amino acids)
Molecular function (GO): metal ion binding
Source: RefSeq, a predicted model, not a curated record